Messenger RNA from Cheilinus undulatus (humphead wrasse), 2425 nucleotides. RefSeq names its product isthmin-2-like. Bases 502 to 1902 code for a protein of 466 amino acids. The transcript is spliced from 6 exons. The record is from RefSeq and is a predicted model, not a curated record. NCBI's taxonomy places the organism in Eukaryota, Metazoa, Chordata, Actinopteri, Labriformes, Labridae.
AGAGGAGACGGACUCAUGAAGAAGAGCCGAUGAUGGGAGGAGAGUUUGUGCCUGAGAAAAGGAGGACAUUUAAAGUUCUGUUCGGUCGUGAAAUGGCCACAGAGACUAGGGGGAUCUGAUGGAUUCAUGUCACGAAGAAUGAGGAGAGGAGAAGCCACGGAGAUGCAGAUUUACGGGAGAGACACGAAGGGACUGAACGAAAGAGGCAAACGACUUUAGAGGUGAAACUUUCUGCAGGACCUGACACCAAAGAACGGACAGUCAAACGGAUUUAGAGCUCUCUGCAGGGUUUGGAGGGGUCUAAGGGAUUUAGAGCUCUCUGCAGGGUUUGGAGGGGUCUAACGGAUUUAGAGCUCUCUGCAGGGUUUGGAGGGGUCUAAUGGAAGUGUAAACGAUUUGAGUUUACCAGAAAAAUCCCAAAAGAUCUGAUGGAUUAAAUAUAAUCUGGAAGGUUUUAGAGGAUUGGUACAGCUUUGAGGAAAGAUCUGAGUAUCAGGGCUGAUGGAGCGGAGGAAAGCGGGUCCGGACCGGGGUUUAACGGGUCCUGUGCUGUUGGUGGUUGUGUUCCUCACGUCAGUCUGCGGGUUUCCUACGAAUAUCGACAGAAACUCUACGGAGACAGAUCCAAAGGUAUCAGCAGAGCAUAGUUAUGGUAAAGACAUGUGGACUCUUGAGGAGCGUGAGCAAGAGAAUCUGCUCCAGACUCCAUCAUCUGCUCCAGCAUCUUCCUGGUCCAGAUUGCACUGGGUGCAUGGGGUCCUUCCUUCACUGACACCUGAAGAAGACAGUACCAUCUUCAUCCUCAACCUGCGGAACUUUCCAGAACUUGCCAACGCAGACAUGAGCUCCCAGAACCCCAACAUUCAGGUGACCAUUGAGGUGGUGGAUGAUGCUCAGACCGAGGUCGAGAUGGAUCUCGCCAAAGACAGCCAGCGUAGCGACUGGUCGGGGACAUCAUCGAUGUGGGCCAGCAGCCACAGGAAGCUGUUCUGGCCAUUGUUCUGGGAUUACCCCUAUCAGUUGGAGAACGAGAGGGCAGGUCAGGACAAACAACCCAAGGACCACAUCUCUGACCAUGAAGAGUCUGUCCUCAGUGGCGUGGGCGGGGACUGGAGGGGUCACUGGGACAAUGGCUGGGACACAAAAGAUGAUACCUACGUGUUUGAGGACGACUGGAGUACGUGGGCCCCCUGCAGCGCCACCUGUGGACACGGCACUCAGAAACGCACACGUUCCUGCGGCUAUGCGUGCACAGCCACUGAGUCACGGUCCUGUGACCUUUUGAACUGCCCAGAAUCUGAUCCCUCUGUUACUGAAUCUGAUCUUACCGUGACAGAAAGUCCUCACAGUCAGACGACCAGUGGCUCCAAUGCUCUGACAGCAGGCAUGGACAGCUGUGAGCAGUGGCUGAGCUGUAAGAACGACUUCCUACUGAAGUACCUUCAGCAGGUAUUAACAGAAUUACCCAGCUGCCCUUGCUCUUACCCAUCUGAGGUCGUCUACAGGGCUGUCAACAUCGCCGAUUUGCACCUUGGGAGAACGUACCGCUGGAGGGAUGCCAGCGGAACCAAAGAACGCCUUGACAUCUACAAACCCUCAGCACGCUUCUGCAUCCGCUCCAUGUUGUCCUAUCACAGCACCACGCUGGCCGCUCAGCACUGUUGCUAUGACGACCAGAUGAGGCUGAUCACACGGGGCAGCGGCGCCGGAUCCCCUGACCUCAUCAGCACCGAGUUCUCAGCAGAGCUCCAUUACCAGGUUGACGUCCUGCCCUGGAUCCUCUGUAAGGGGGACUGGAGCCGCUUCCACGCCAUUAGACCGCCAAACAAUGGGCUGGACUGUACCCCCAAUCCCCCAGACCACCAGUUUCAGACUCAACUAACAGAGGCCAGAGAGUACUGAUCUCACAGACCUCCAAAAAAUGGGCUGGACUGCUGUUAGACUCCACACUAUCUUGGAUGUCCAGCGUUUUGCUGGUCCCUAUGUUUGUUACCAUGGUUCCCGAGUCAUAUCAGGCGAUCACAGAGCUAAGAGACAGGACGUCCUACACCGAGGCACCUGACUAAUCAUGGCCGAUGAGAUGAUGUUGGAAGGAAGAGGGUCGGGGCUAGACCACAAUCAUUGAGGACUCUUCAUGAACAGGUCAUCCUGGACUUGCUGUUGAAUGAAUGAAGUGUUCCUUGAUUGAUUCCCUUGGACUGCUGGAUCUGGAUUUAACUGUAGUUAUAACAGGUAGUCUGACUGCAGUAUUAAUUUCAGACCAGACUAAAAGAGGCCAGAGAGCACUGAUUAGAACGUUCUCAUCAGACAGUUAACAGCAAAGAGAUGAUCAGCUGAUCUCUUCAUUCAAACGUCCUGAUGAAGGCCUGCAUCGCUGAAACAUGUUCUCCUACAUUUUUAUGAUGAAAUAAAGUUUUUUAAGUGA